UAUGUCUGGCCGCGGUAAAGGCGGGAAGGGCCUGGGCAAGGGCGGCGCCAAGCGCCACCGCAAGGUGCUGCGCGACAACAUCCAGGGCAUCACCAAGCCCGCCAUCCGGCGGCUGGCCCGGCGCGGCGGCGUCAAGCGCAUCUCCGGCCUCAUCUACGAGGAGACCCGCGGGGUGCUCAAGGUGUUCCUGGAGAACGUGAUCCGGGACGCCGUC
Messenger RNA from Suricata suricatta (meerkat), 214 nucleotides. Its product is annotated as histone H4-like. Gene Ontology annotation, cellular component: nucleosome. NCBI's taxonomy places the organism in Eukaryota, Metazoa, Chordata, Mammalia, Carnivora, Herpestidae. The annotation marks the transcript as partial. Gene Ontology annotation, molecular function: structural constituent of chromatin; protein heterodimerization activity; DNA binding. The record is from RefSeq and is a predicted model, not a curated record. The transcript has a single exon. Gene Ontology annotation, biological process: nucleosome assembly.